Molecule: messenger RNA, 1601 nt
Organism: Copidosoma floridanum
Lineage: Eukaryota; Metazoa; Arthropoda; Insecta; Hymenoptera; Encyrtidae
Product: charged multivesicular body protein 7
Biological process (GO): late endosome to vacuole transport via multivesicular body sorting pathway; vesicle budding from membrane
Cellular component (GO): cytoplasmic side of plasma membrane; ESCRT III complex; multivesicular body
Source: RefSeq, a predicted model, not a curated record
UUCAUGUGAGUUUCACAGGGUCUUGUGCCAAAGCAGAAAUUUUGUAGAAGUUUUAUUCAAUUGUGGGUUACAAUCGUUGAUUUGUUAAACUUUCUGUAAAUGCUGCAGACUUGCGUCAUCCAUUGAAAGUAUAGCAUAUUCCGUUGGGUACGGACAAGUAGCCAACAUGUCAUCAUCAGAAACUUUCAAAACACCUGUACCAGCUAACCUACUACCCGAAUGCUGGAAUCAAGACGAAAGAAUGAAAUCCUUGUAUGCUCCAUUCCGAAAUCGAGCUGUCAAUCCCGAGGAUUGGAACUCCAAGUACAAGUUCUGGAACCAGUUUAUCAAAACGUGGUCAAACUACUAUGCCUGUUGUAGUUUCACUUUGACAGAUUUGAAUACUAAUUUCAAGAGAAAUGGGUGCAGUGCACUCUGUUUGUCCACAGUUUUGCAGGAGCUGUACAGAAACGGGGAAGUGAUCUUGGAGUCGGAUUUUUUGAAAGAGCCGAGCAAUUCAUGGGCUGGCUGGACUGUUGACAUGCUUGUGAGGAAACCAAUAUCAUGGUCUUUCUCUAAAUUAGUAAACUACAUGACCGAACCCGUCAUUGAUCCAGGGACCAAGUACGUUCACCUUGCAACUGUUAAGGAACUGGCAGAAGUAGUGCUGUCGACAAUUGACAACAAAAAGGAAAAUACACUCCAGCCGCUGUCAGAGCUGCUGAAAAAUUGUCGAGAAAAAAGUGGUAAUAACAAAAUCACAGAGAACAACCUCAAGCUGGCUCUCAUUUGGCUGAGAAACACAAAAAGAGCUACGUUUCGAGAUUGCCAGGAUGAUGACAAAAAUGAAAUGCUUGUCAAGAUUGCCCAUAAAAAUGUAGAACAAAUAACAGAUAUCGACGAAGGUAUACACAAACUACAUCAACAGGAACUUAUGCUCAUAAAAAAUGUCGAACAAUUGGAAAGGGAAAGAAAUGAGGUUAUUGAAAAGGCAAAAUCAUCAUUGGCUGGUGGACUGAAACAGGUGGCUAAAAGUUUCUUGCGGAAGAAGCACGAGCUUGACAAGUGUCUUGAGAAAAGAAGCAAUGCUUUGCACAACGUUCAGAGGCUUCUCGUGAGAAUCAAUGAUGCCAGGUAUGAUACUGACACUCUGGCUGCUUACAAGGCUGGAUGCAACGCUCUGAAGAAGUUUGAAGAUACCGGCUUGACUGAAGAUAAUGUUGUUGACACCAUGGAUAAUAUGGCAGAGGUUCUCGACGAAUUGAAAGAAGUGCAGAGUGUCAUGGCUCAACCCAUCAGUACUACUUCAGAAUCCGAUUCAGAGUUGGAAAAAGAAUUAGCCGACAUAUUGGCUUUAGACGACAACAACGACUUCGAAAAGAGUUUUGAUAAAACGUUCGACUCUGCACAAUUACCAAAUUUGUCGGCUUUAGGUUUACAAGAUGUAUCUUUGCCGAAAAAUACAUUCACAAAAGAACUGCAUCCGUCACAAACGUAAUUCAUUGGGGAUUGAGGAAAAACAUCGUCAAGCGAAUCUUAACGAUACGAAAAAAGCACACCCAAGAAUCCACCAUCAAAUGAUCUCGUUGGCAGGCCUCAUCACGUUGCGACACAAGCACACU